Symbiodinium sp. CCMP2456 is the source of this 1011-nucleotide messenger RNA. NCBI's taxonomy places the organism in Eukaryota, Dinophyceae, Suessiales, Symbiodiniaceae. The record is from the annotation of a GenBank genome assembly.
AUGGCCGGACAGCCCGAGAAUCAGAAUGAGGUGGCUUCUGUGUGGCAGACUAUCCUGAUUGGAACCGUGUAUAUCGUGACAAGUUCUACCCUGAUCUCAUUCAACAAGUUCCUGAUGCAGCCAGGGAGGUUCUCCCAUGCCGUGCAUCUUACAGCAAUCCACAUGGUGGUAACCUUGUGCCUGUCAUUGGUCUUCUACAAGGUAGCACCACAGUAUUACCCGUCCAUGGGCAUGGCCAAGGCCAACCUGUGGCUGAUUGCCAAGUGGAUUGCUCCGUUAGGUUUGCUGUUUGCCCUGGCCUUAUACUGCUCGAACCAGGCAUACAAGUACUCCAGCGUCGCGUUUCUUCAAUUCUGCAAGCAGGGAAAUGUGGCGGUCAUGUUCUUCAUGUCGUGUGCAGUUGGAAGUCAGACAUUUAGCUGGCAUAAGCUUUCCGUUCUCAUCGUUGUCAUUGCCGGCUGCACAACGUGUGCCCACGGGGAAAUCCAUUUUGUGAUGGUUGGACUCAUCCUCCAGCUUGCAUCGCAGCUGACUGAGUGCUCCAAGAACUUGAUUGGUGAAGCCGUGAUGCAUGGCGCUGGUCUCAAGUUGGACGUGCUGACUUUCGUGUUGUUCCAGGCGCCCUUUUCACUGAUUUUCCUGACUGUGGGGGUGGUGGCCACCUGGACGCCGGAUGUGCUGGUGGAUUUCAAAAGGCAUUGGCACUGGGUGAUGGUAAACGCCCUGAUCGCUUUCCUGCUAAAUGUUCUCAUAGCCGUGACAUUGAAGAAGCUUUCCGCUCUGUCCUUUGUCAUCAUCGGCGUGGUGAAGGACAUGGUCAUUGUGUCUUCUUCUGCCCUGAUCUUCGGCGACCCGGUUUCUCAGACGCAGCAGGUGGGCUUCAUGGUGACGAUUGUCGGCGUGCUGCUGUGGAGCCGGCUGAAGAUGCAGGAGCAGGCGGCGCGGAUGGACCAGGAACGUCUUCCGUUUGCAAAAACGGCCAAGACGAAGGUCCCAAGACCGAGCCAGUAG